AUUUUGGCAUUUGUUAUUUGUUUACAAGCACAGACGAUCUAGGGACUGUUGACGGUUGGUAGGGUAGGCCUAAUCACUCUUUUGUGAAUGAAACUAAGAUGCCCGGAGAACUAGGGGCGCGGCCAGUUUCCAUAUAUUGGCGGUUUUACGUGUACGCCAUCCAUGGUUAUGUUACAGAGAUUAUGUUUACCGCCCUUUGGGAAUUUGUGGUUAACCUGAACUGGAAGUUUCCAGGAAACACUAGCGUCUGGGUGCUCUUGAUUUACGGGCUAUCUGGCCUGGUGGUGGAACGAAUGUAUUUCCAAUUAAGAGGACGAGUCCCACUGCUUGUCCGCAUUCUUCUGUACACAAUAUGGACGUACCUCUGGGAGUUUUCCACGGGAUUUAUUCUUAAACAAUUUGGUGCUUGCCCUUGGGACUACACUCCGUUUCAUGGGGAUUUUAUGGGCAUUAUUACAUUAGAAUAUGCUCCAUUGUGGUUUUUGGGAAACGUUAUAGCCGAGUUGUUUGUGAUGAAAUAUACAUUGUGUCUCUACUGGGGUCCAGAGGUAACCUUUCCUCCACUGGUCAAUACUCAUUCUACUGUACGAAAGACCGAAUGACAGAUGUGUGAAGUGUAUUUACAUUAUAAUACUCCUGUUUGUAUUUGUUCAAACAAUAAAAGAAAGAAAAAUCAA
Molecule: messenger RNA, 677 nt
Organism: Ostrea edulis (European flat oyster)
Lineage: Eukaryota; Metazoa; Mollusca; Bivalvia; Ostreida; Ostreidae
Product: transmembrane protein 229B-like
Exons: 2
Coding region: 99-602 (167 amino acids)
Source: RefSeq, a predicted model, not a curated record